AGCACGACACUAACUUUGGCAGCCAGCAGCUGGCUGGAUGAUGGUGGCGCAAAUGGAUUUUUGCUGACAAUUUUGUUUACCCAGAUUUAUUUAAUUUACAUAGGUAUAUCUAUGUGCUGCAAAAAUUAUGUGAGCUAACAUAACAAAUUGAUUUGUAACGUAUUCCAACGAACCAGUGUACAAUGUUGGGGCAAAUCCUGCGAAACAGUGAAUGGAAGAGAAAGUGUUUGAAAUAGUAAAUAACGGGUCGAUAUGAAUAUGUCCGUCUCGGAUUUAUCUGUGGGAUGUCGUUUUGCUGAUUAUUUUGCGAUAUGUGGCCUCGACUUUGACUCUGGUCUGGAACCGGACAGAUUAUGUGGUGAUAAUUUGCACGUAUCUCCUCUAGAUCGUUCUUAUAAAGCAAAAAUUUUAGCUCAUUAUCCAGAUAAUAUCCAGAGUAAUCCAUUUGACGAACAUGCAGUAUGUAUGCUUUGUUUGCCAGCUGGACUGCAAUUUAGGACUCAGAAGCACUGCCUGGAACCCAGAUUUCAUAGUUUUGUUGUGACAAGAGAAAAUGCAUCUAGAUACUAUGGAUACAGUCUUGUGUUCUAUGAAGAAGUUCGAAACAGGAAUAUUUGUAGUGCAAUGCAUACAUUGCAGACAAUGUUCAUCACUGAACUGUCCAGUGGGCAAACUCCCCCUGGACAUAGGAAAGCAACGGGGAAGGAGAGUUCCCGCUCACUGCCGAGAUCUUUUAAGUUGGCUCCCCAUACUGGCACAGCACUCACAUACUAUGACAUAGCCAAAGAUAAACUCUAUGUAGCCAAAAGUAUAGCACUCAUAUGCCAGUACCCUUUUAUAAGGGUAGCGCAAUUGUUUUUAGAAAAUUUAUUUAGAUCAUUGCCAAGACAGCCAGGGCCAGGGUUGAGCCCUGAGUCCUAUGUCUACAACUUGCUGUACGAAGUGCCAGUGCCACUGCCGGGUCAAGCCCUGCGUCUCUAUGUCCCACCAGCGGAGCCACACCUUGAUCCUAUACCAGUUGUGAUAAGAAUGCCAAAUCCUCCAGAAGAGUUACCUUUGCUGGAUUACCCACUACGCAUAAUGUUUUCUACGCUGGGCGUAGAGUGUGUUGUUCAACUGUUCACAUGUGUCCUUCUAGAACACCAAGUGUUACUUCGAUCCAGUGACUACAACAAGCUAAUGCUGGUAGCAGAAUGCAUCACAGCGCUACUGCUGCCGUUCACAUGGGCGCACGUGUAUGUGCCGAUACUGCCGGCGCCACUGUAUCAUUUCCUCGACGCGCCGGUGCCUUUCGUCAUGGGUCUACACGCAGAGAGUGGGGCGAUGAAUCUGGGUUCAAAUGGCCCGCGGAGCAUCGCGCUGGGCACUGAAGCGGCGUUAUGUCUCGUCGACAUCGACAAGCCAGACAUACAGCUACCGGAGGAAAUGCCCAUAUUCCCGCAUCGGACGCCUCUGAUUGAAGAACUUAACCAUAUCUUGGAUAAGCACCAGAUCCAAAGACCCGAAACCGAGCCCACCAAACUUGGAGUGCCAAUAAAUGGAAGUUCUUAUAAGCACAUGAAUGAUAGUAUGAGCAGCAGUUGUACUUUGCCAUCAGGUGGUCUACGGCGCAAGCACUCGUUCCACGACGUGCUGGAGUGGGACGAGAGUCGUCCGCUGAACGCGUCUCCGCCCGGCUCGCCCACGCGCCGCGCGCCGCGCCGCCUCGACGCCCUGCAGCGCAUCGUCGACAUCGUCAAACGAACUGGCGUGAACAUCGACGAUGUAGACGCAGACACGGUGAUGCCGACGAUGAAGAAGAAGGUGCUGAAUGAUGAAGAGCAGUACGAGGACGACAUCAGGUUCAACCUGGCCAUACGCGAGACCUUCCUAAACCGCUUCGUGCACAUGUUCCUCAUGUACGAAAACUUCGUCAUCAUGCCUGAUCAGGACCGCGAAUCAUGGUUGUCGUCACGGGAAUCGAUGGUGAACUUCGACAAGGCGUCCUUCCUAUCCGACCAACCGCAGCGCCACCGGCCUUUCCUCUCGCGCUUCCUGGAAACGCAGAUGUUCGCAACACUCGUAGACAAUAGAAUCAUGGCCAACUGGGGCGAUUACGAUGCUAACCUUCAAGUCUUCGAGCACCGCAUCAAAGCCGUAAGACGGCGGCUGGGCGAGGGCGGGCUAGCGACGCGCGGGUACAGCGUGUGGGCGGGCGGCGCGGGCGGUGCGGGGGGCGCGGGCGGCGCGGCGGCGGGCGCCGAGCUGGAGGUGGGCGCGCCGGGGGAGCGGCUGCCGCACCGCGCCGCCUACUACCGCGCCUUCCCCGCGCGCCUCGACGCCGCCGCGCUGGCGCCGCCGCCGCCGCAGGACCGCAGAACGAAUAGUCUGAAGCGUAUAAAGAACGCGAAGUGGCAAGUCAAGGAUUGCCCCCCGGAACUGCUCCUGGGGGACAUCAGUCGGAGACUGUGCACUGACGUCACACCUGCCGCCAUUGCUCAGAACAACAGGACGUUCGUUGAAAAACUUCUUAAGGAAUGCAAAAGUAAAACAAAGCGGAUGCUUGUAGAGAAGAUGGGCACAGAAGAGACAGACCUGGGCUUAGGUACAGAAGUAUCUAUAACAGGCGUGGAAGAGAGUACUAUGAUCGCGUCUCUCUGCGACCUGUUAGAACGACUGUGGUCUCACGGACUGCAGCACAAGUUGGGGAAAUCGGCCUUGUGGAUGCACCUCACCAACUAUCAGGAGUUGGAGCAAUGCAGCAACUCAACGAAACCUAUUGAUCCUAAUUACCUCACGCCUGAUUUAUCGUCUGUUGGUGCGGAGGUUGAAGCGCAACAAAGCACAAGUACAGUCACCAGGUCCCGGGAUAGCUCUCGAGGAGGGUCCAGAGACAGUUCAAGAGAUAGACUCAGCAACUCUGGGACUUUAGAACGGAAAUCUUCGCAACCUCCCAACUGUCCGUUAAGACCGCUGCCUGAAAGCCUCACUUUUGAUAUGAGGAACGUUCAAGCAAUGACAGACAUUAAAACCGAAAUCGGCUACGCCCGUGCUUGGGUUCGGCUGUCGUUAGAAAAGAAGUUGUUAUCGAAACAUUUGCGGGAGCUGCUAGCAGACACGACGCUCCUACGGUCCCAGUAUAAGCGCACGGCUUUCCUACGUUGCGAGGAGGAGAGAGAACAGUUUUUAUAUCAUCUCCUGACACUCAAUGCUGUUGACUACUUCUGCUUUACCAACACGUAUCCCACCACUAAAUUGCCAUAUCGCGUUCUGAUCGUGCCAUCUCGCAAGGCCAGUCAAACGACUGCCAACUGCUGGAUCUCCAUAUCCGGAGCCAACGGAGAGUCUACGCCCAAAAUACCCAUACCACGGAAUACCAACGAAUUUGUCUUUCACCAUAAAAACCUAGGUGUUCUGUCAACUUUGAGGAUCGGCCAUGAUAACUCUGGACUGUCACCAAGGUGGCUGCUUGAUCAAGUCUACGUCCGCAAUGAGGUCACAGGCCACACAUACACAUUCCCGUGCAACCGCUGGCUGGGCUCGGGCGUGGACGACGGGUCCACGGAGCGGCUGCUGGUGGCGGCGCGCAUGCGCAGCGAGCGUACGCCGCGCACGCCCGCGCCGCACGCGCCUCCCGCGCCGCCCACGCCCACCACCACGCACCUCUCCACCUCCACCAUACAACACAUGAUCGGCGACUGCGUGAAUGCGAUAGUUAAAUGGCACUACCAGUCGAAAAGAGACAAAGAUGCAAAUUCUCUCAGUGUGUUGCUGUGUGGGGAAAAUGGUCUUGUGAAAUGUUUAGAGCAAGCCUUCCUUUGCGGGUUCAAGUCGGCCCGAUUAUUCGGAAAGAAUCUUUUCAUUUGGGACUAUUUUGCGCGAGUAAAGGACGAGUUCAAAAUGAGUUUAUGCGACGAGCCUAACGCUCAAACCAACAAGAGCUGUGGCGUAGCGUACAACUGUCGACAAGAUCAGGAACACAGGGCCAUAUGGCGGUGCUACUGCCACCUGAUGGAUGAGAUCAACUCUGUGGGCCGCACCCUAGGGAAAGACGGGAAGUUCCAACUCUUCAUCUGCCUGAGUUUACGGGAACACUGGCUCCACAGAAUGCUAGUACCAAUGUCAAUGACACGCGUCACCACUGAGAUGUACGAAGAACAAAGCUUCCUACGUAAGCGCGGUCUUCUCACGUUUUUGAGGCAGAUUCUCGAACCUCUCGACGAGUUCGACAUCGUGCUCGAAAACUCACUCACGCAGGGAAUAUAAAGUCUUACAGGCAUAAUUUAUCUACUCCAAAUAUAGCGAAAUUGAUUAACUUUAAAAGUUAUAAUAAAUAACUGACUUUCUGGCUCAACGAAAUAUAGACAGUCUUGUGGAGCCAUUUCAAGGUGUUAAACUUCUAUAUAUUUAUAUCUAAUCUAUAAUAAUUAUAUCCAAUCCAUGACAGUUGGAAUCUUUCGUACCCCAAGGACGUAUAUCACCCAAUCCAAUGGAAUUAUGCACUAUACCCAUCGCCUUUUAUUGGGUUAACGGUCUGCAAAGCGCAGGGUGAAAAUUACUAAUGUAGUAUUGAUAUACUAAUCUGUUCUUUGCAAGCUGACUUGUACACCUAAGUUUACUUUUUACGGGGCAUAUUUUCUCUAUUUAUAUACUUACUUGAUAAUGUUAAUUCUUUAUCUGCAUGUUUAAGUACCGAAUUAAAUGUAACGACAAUGAACGAAGAGACGAAAGAUCUUUUUGAUAAGUCUAUUUUUGUGUGUAGUAAAAUAUGAAGUUUAGUUGAGGAAACGAGAUAACUAGAUGUAAGUCUUAACUAUAUACUCAUUUAUUUUCAAAACUUAUGAAUUUAUUACUAGUGUCCAGGGUCUGAUUUUUACCUACCGUUAUUUGUAAGUUUAAAUUUUAUUGUUUUAAUAACUUGCCAGAUG
This is a messenger RNA of Pectinophora gossypiella (pink bollworm), 4907 nucleotides long. RefSeq names its product DENN domain-containing protein 5A (gene pns). The transcript is spliced from 23 exons. Gene Ontology annotation, molecular function: small GTPase binding; guanyl-nucleotide exchange factor activity. Lineage: Eukaryota; Metazoa; Arthropoda; Insecta; Lepidoptera; Gelechiidae. The record is from RefSeq and is a predicted model, not a curated record. The coding region runs from base 253 to 4245 and encodes 1330 amino acids.